Molecule: messenger RNA, 2626 nt
Organism: Mustela lutreola (European mink)
Lineage: Eukaryota; Metazoa; Chordata; Mammalia; Carnivora; Mustelidae
Gene: FHIP2B
Product: FHF complex subunit HOOK interacting protein 2B
Exons: 17
Coding region: 79-2241 (720 amino acids)
Source: RefSeq, a predicted model, not a curated record
CUGCGAGCUCCGCCGCCGCUCCGCCGCCGCCACCGCCGCCACCGCCGCCCGGGAGCCGAGCCGGGCCGGGCCGCCACCAUGCUGAGCCGGCUCGGGGCGCUGCUGCAGGAGGCCGUGGGGGCGCGGGAGCCCAGCAUUGACCUGCUGGAGGCCUUCGUGGAGCACUGGAAGGGUAUCACACACUACUACAUUGAAAGUACAGAUGAAAACACCCCCGCCAAGAAAACGGAUAUCCCCUGGCGGCUGAAGCAGAUGCUGGACAUCCUGGUGUAUGAGGAGAGGCAGCAGACGGCAGCUGGCGAGGCUGGGCCCUGUCUGGAGUACCUACUGCAGCACAAAAUCCUGGAGACCCUGUGCACACUGGGCAAGGCUGAGUACCCCCCAGGGAUGCGACAGCAGGUGUUCCAGUUCUUCAGCAAGAUUCUGGCCCAGGUACAGCACCCCCUCCUGCAUUACCUCAACGUCCACAGGCCUGUGCAGAAGCUUCUCCGACUUGGUGGGACAGUUCCUGGAUCCCAAACAGAAAAGGAGGAGGUACAGUUCACCACCGUGCUCUGCUCCAAGAUCCAACAGGACCCAGCCCUGCUCACCUACAUCCUGGAAGUGAGCACCUCUGGCAAAAAGAUGGUCAGUAGAAAGAAGUCAUCCAAAGAGCCCACCACCCUGCCUAGAGAGGCCGCCAGUGUGCAGGACAAGGACCACGCCCACAGCAAGGCUCCUGACAUGAGUCCGUGCGGAGCCCGGGCCUUGAGCUCACAGCUGCCUGCUGAGACAGAGGAGCCAGAAGGAGUGGUUGGGGAAAGCACCCUCAUCACCGCCCUGAUCGGGCUGUGCAAGAGCAAGAAAGGUCGGGUGGCUCUGAAGGCGCAGGAGAACCUGCUGCUCCUGGUAAGUGUGGCUUCACCUGCCGCUGCCACCUACCUGGUGCAGAGCAGCCCUUGUUGCCGUGUUGUCACCGAGCACCUCUGCCAGCUAUACCAGUCCCUGCCCCCCUUCCUGGACCCAGCGGACAUUGCUGCACUAGAGGGCAUCAGCUGGAGGUUGCCCAGUGCCCCAUCCGAUGAAGCUUCCUUCCCUGGCAAGGAGGCCUUGGCUGCCUUUUUGGGCUGGUUUGAUUACUGUGACCACCUCAUCACAGAGGCACAUACGGUGGUUGCCGAGGCCUUGGCAAAGGCUGUGGCUGAGAAGUUUUUCGUGGAGAUUCUGCAGCCCCACCUCCUGCAUGUCUCUGAGCAGAGUGUCCUGACCUCCACCGCCUUGCUCACGGCCAUGCUGCGUCAGCUCCGCUCCCCUGUGCUGCUGCGAGAGGCUGUGGCUUUCCUCCUGGGCACAGACCCACAGCCUGCAGCCCCUGACGACGGCCCCUGCACUCUGUGUGCUCACCUCAUCGGGCACUGCGACCACCUCUCCGACGAGAUCAGCAUCACCACCCUGCGGUUAUUCGAGGAGCUGCUGCAGAAGCCGCACGAGCAGGUCAUCCACGGCCUGGUCCUGUGCAACCUGGAGGGCCGCCAUUAUGUGGCCCGGGGCUCACCCGAGCCCGAGAGCUAUGAAGACACCCUAGAUCUGGAGGAAGACCCCUACUUCACAGACGGCUUCCUCAACAACAGCUUUCAGCCCUCCACAAAGCCUCCCCGAGCCCCUGCCACCAACUCGGAUGGCAAAACAGCAGUGACUGAGAUCGUCAACAGUUUCCUCUGCCUGGUUCCUGAGGAAGCCAAGACCUCGGCUUUCCUGGAAGAGACCGGAUAUGACACAUACGUCCACGAUGCUUAUGGACUGUUCCAGGAGUGCAGCUCCCGAGUUGCCCCUUGGGGCUGGCCCCUGGGCCCCACACCCCUGGACCCUCAUGAGCCUGAACGGCCUUUCUUUGAGGGUCACUUCCUCCGAAUGCUGUUUGACCGCAUGUCCCGGAUUUUGGAACAGCCAUACAGCCUGAACCUGCAAGUGACCUCAGUCCUGUCCCGGCUUGCCCUCUUCCCCCACCCCCUUAUCCACGAGUACCUCCUGGAUCCCUACAUCAACCUGGCCCCUGGCUGCAGGAGUCUGUUCUCUGUGCUCGUCAGGGUGAUCGGGGACUUGAUGCAGAGAAUUCAGAGGGUACCCCAGUUCUCGGGCAAACUGCUCCUGGUGCGCAAGCAGCUGAUGGGUCAGGUCCCUGGGGAGCAGAACACACAGGCGGCGCCAGGCAUUACCUCACAGUGGGACUGCAGCUGCUGGCUUCGCUCCUGGGCAAGGUAGAGCAGGCUAGAGCCCCUUUCGCUUCCUUUUCCUGCCUGUGCCGCUUCUAGAAGCCAGCCGCAGGUUGCCAGGAGGUGACAUGGAAGAGGAGGAACUUGGUGACCUCUCCCUCUCCUGCAUUCCUCCAAGCUGGGGAGGAUGCUGCCGCGGCUCUGAAGGACACCGUGCGUGUGUGUGCAUGUGUGUUUGCGCACAUGGGUGUUGGCGUGGGACGGGAGAGCACAGCUCAUGGGGCACACUGGGUCUGAACUCCUCAAGUCUGAAAAUGGCUGAGCAUCCAGGAGUCACAGAUACUCCCCUCCUCCCUCCCCUUCAGCAUUCGCCCUUGUGUCCCCCUGAGAUGUGCCCCCAGACGACACAGCAAUAAAAGGUUUGCAUAGACACA